Molecule: messenger RNA, 720 nt
Organism: Amorphotheca resinae ATCC 22711
Lineage: Eukaryota; Fungi; Ascomycota; Leotiomycetes; Helotiales; Amorphothecaceae
Exons: 2
Coding region: 1-720 (239 amino acids)
Source: RefSeq, a predicted model, not a curated record
AUGAGUCGCCAACGCCCCCUCUUUGGCUCUUGCGCCUGCGGCCGAAAUAGAUACACAAUCCAGAUCCCUCCCGACUCUACCGGAGUCGCGCAGGUAUUUUAUGACAAUAGCCAUGCUCACCGACACGCCCUUUCCAACCCGCUUCCUACCUACCUUCGCAUCCCUCUCACAUGGUAUUCAUCUACCACGCACUCGUACUUCCCCGACGAGUCGGCGCGUGCCAUUCGGCGCGUGUACACCUCGCCUAGCGAUCCCUCUUCGUUGCGCCAAUUCUGUGGUUUCUGUGGCACUCCCCUGACAUACUGGUCCGAGAGUCCACGGGAGGAAAGCAACUUUAUAUCUUUAACGCUAGGCAGCUUACUGGAGGAUGAUCUACGGGACUUAGAAGAGUUGGGUCUGUUGCCAGAAGGGACACAUGAAUUAGAGGGCGGAGGUGAGACAGCUGAGGUGGAUGAGGGAGUUCCGUGGUUUGAGAGUAUGGUUUCCGGGUCGAGGCUAGGAAAGAUGCGGAGAUCGUUGGGAGCCAGACGCAGUGGGCGAUGGUCAGUGGAGUGGGAGGUAGUCGAGUGGGGUGGUGACGACGCUUCUGGUUCUGCAUCACAUGACACUGGACGGGAAAUAGAGGGCCAGAGACCUGCAAGUGCGGGCAAGAGGAAGUUGGGAGUGGAUGAUGAGGAUGAGCAUGUUGGUGCUGAUGCAACCAUGAAAGGUGCGCUCUGA